AUGUGUUGGUUUAGACUAGUUUUCAAGGUCUGCCCCUGCCUGCUCAACCGCGUCAGGCUGAACCUGGCGGUGAAGACAUGUCCGAAGGACCCAAGCUUGACAGACGCUUUGGCAGACGACCCGAAAAGACCCACACUCCGCGCUGCUUUGCCGGUUAUUCAUCCUUCUCGGAAAAAGCCCUCUCUCCCUCCCGUCCAACCAUUUUUCCCCAUUUUUCACCACUUUUCCCCACUUUUCCACGUGACGCUCUUCAAGCCAACAUCCGACAAGAUUGUAUCCUUUGCUCAACUCCCCUGUUUCACCGUUGCCAUGACCUCUACUGCACGUGUGAAGCCCACGCUCUGCUCCACAUCUCUCUCCUUCCAGCAGCACCAGUUCAUUUCUGAUGAUGUCCAUCAAGGCAGCAUCAGCAUCACUAUGGCCACUAGUACCAAUUCAGCGCCUGCAAGCAGUGUAAACACGACCGGCCGAAACGUCGUCACGCUUUCACCACAACUGUAG
Messenger RNA from Protopolystoma xenopodis, 501 nucleotides. The record is from the annotation of a GenBank genome assembly. Lineage: Eukaryota; Metazoa; Platyhelminthes; Monogenea; Polystomatidea; Polystomatidae.